CAGGCGGUGAAGAUGUGCCGCUGUGUGAGCGGGGGCCGGACGCUCAAUGGAGGCGAAGUGAAUUUUCCCAAAAAAAGAAAAAGAAAAAGUUUGUUGUAGUGUUUGUGAGCACAUGGCGCUUUACAGACCGUGCGUUUGGCUGUUUUUAGCUUUGUUCUGGAGUCAGGAUGGGCUUGUGUUGGGAUAAAGAGCGGGAUCUGAAGGCUUUUCCCUGAGAGCAGCAGCUCAUGGAGCCGGAGGAGUGAGGGAUCAUGAGCGCAGGUAUGAAGAAGCCGCCGGUUGCCCCCAAACCCAGGCUGUUGGCGUCUCCGAAGCCAGCUCCUCCUCCAGUCGCACCUAAACCUGAGAUCCUUCUUCCUUCUCCAUCUCCUUCUACUUCAAAACGGGGGAAACCUGCUCUAGCCCCUAAACCAUGCCUGGACAAAAUCAGCCCCAAAGCUGUGCAGUCAUCUCUCUGUAUCAGCACUGGCAAGUCUGAGGGUCUCCCCACAUCCAAAAAUGGGGGCCUGUCACAUUACAUCAUACCACCCAAGAGUCACUACAUGGACAACUGCAAAACAAGGGGAUCUGAAGAGGCAAACGAAACAACAGAGUAUGAUUUUGGAAAAAAGCGAGGCAGUCCACUCGAGGAACUCGGCUCCGACAGCGCACAGGACCAAGUGAUUUCACUCCGACAAGAGGUGCAAAACCACAUUGCCGCACACUCCCUAAACACUUUUCCAGAUGCAAAGGAAGAGCCACACACAGCUGUGCUCGUCAAGGAUUACAUACACACUCCAGCAGAAGAAACUUUCCAGCAACUUGCUGAGCAGACUUCGCACAUGCAGUGUUUAACCACUGAUCAUGCAAAUGUUUCUGUGCCGUCACCCCCUAGUAAGCCACUUCCUGUCCCUCAGCCUCGGCGUCCACGCAGAAAUGUACUUGUUCGCCAGAAGGUCGUGGUGGAGUGUCCCACUGAAACAGACACGCACACCCCCACGAACCUUCAAACACAGGUGACACCCUCAGAAGACCGUCAUUCUUCACCAGAAGUUCCAGAAGGCAGUUUCUCCUCAAGCGGUUUUCUUGCAAACACUUCUGACUCCUGCACAGACUCCGCCCACAACACAGACUCCACCCACAACACAGACUCUACCUGUAAAACACACAAUGGUGGUAUUGUGACCCACCCAGCAGAGACCGCCUGCUAUUCAGAUCCAGCUACCUCCCUUUCCGUAAAGGAGGAGGAGCAACAGCCACCAGCCCCACCCCCUCGACAAAAGUCCCUCCUACAAAAAGGCAUGAACAAUUACAAAACGUCAUCUUCCCUGGACAACCUGCUUCUUGCAGAGCAUGCAGACUCUGCGAGAUUCGAUAAGAAGCUCGACAAGGAAGAGCAGGAGGACGACGAAGACGACAACGAGGACGAUGGCGCGUACGGCGAUUUUGCUCGUUGUCCGUUCACCAGGAGUUUACCCAAACAGAUUCGACUCAACCGCAGCCCUCAGGUGGCGACCGUAACGAAGGCGUCUUCAACAGAGGAGAACUCGCCAAAGAUCGUGCCCAAGAAGCCGCAGAGACACAGUCUACCCGCGUCUUCACUGACCAGGAAACCAAACACGCCACCGCAAACACCCGUUCCAGCCCUGCCCCCUGUUCUCGGAGCACUUCCGUCCCCUCCCAAUGAGAAACCCUCGUCAUGGCGCAUCACUUUCUCAGGAAUCCCUCUGUUUGGUAAGCAGCUAUCUCACAGUGCGAGCCAAUCACACACCAGCAAUGGAAAGAGGCCGGGGUCAGUGUUGGUCAAGCAGAGGGCGAGGUCAUUCUCCUCGGCUGAUCUCCUGCGCGUGGACUCGGGUGCCAGCGUGCAGAAACACCGCAGCCUGAAGAAACUUCUCGAAGUGCGCGUCAAGCUGUUUCCGAAGCUCCUGCGUGGUGGCACGUCUCUGGACUGCACUAGCACGGACGCAGAGUGCGACAGACACACCGGGGUCACACCCACUAGUGAGGAGGUCACGCAGCAUGAGGGAGAAGGGGAUUGCGGGGUGGAAUAUGAAAACGUUCCGCUCUAUGAGGAGAUUCCUGAGUACAUGAACCUUCCCUGGGUCUAUUCCAGUCAGAAUACAGACAGUGGAGUGUAUGAAGUGCAGGAACCGUAUGAAAUGAGCAGGCCUCAUUUGGGCGGUGACCUGUCAGAGGAAGAGGAGGGGCUAAGCUCGAACGAGGAAGAUGACAAUAGCUCCACCUCCAGCAAGGACGAAAUGGACCAAUCAAGAGAUAAAGAGGAGGUCGAGAAAGCAAAAAGGAAUAAAGUGGUUCACAUUGCCAUGGAGAUCAUGAGUUCAGAGAAAGUAUUCGUGGACGUUCUGAAGUUGCUGCACAUUGACUUCCGGGAUGCGGUUGCCAAAGCGAGCCGUGCCAGUGGGAAGCCUGUGGUGGAGGAGCGGGUGCUGAAUCAGAUCCUGUACUACCUGCCUCAGCUCUACGAGCUCAACAAGGAUCUGCUGAGAGAGCUGGAGGACAGAGUCGCACACUGGUCGGAUCACCAGAGGCUGGCUGACAUCUUUGUGCAGAAGGGGCCGUAUCUGAAGAUGUACUCUACAUACAUCCGAGAGUUCGAUCGCAACGUGGCUCUGUUGGACGAACAGUGCCGGAAGAACCCUUCUUUCGCCACGGUCGUGCGUCAGUUUGAGACAAGUCCUCGUUGCGCCAGUCUGGCUUUAAAGCAUUACCUCCUGAAACCAGUGCAGCGGAUUCCACAGUAUCGGCUCUUGCUGACAGAUUAUUUGAAAAAUCUCCCUGAAGACUCAUCGGACUACAAGGACACACAAACUGCCCUUGGAGUGGUGAAGGAAGUUGCAAAUCAUGCCAAUGACAUCAUGAAACAAGGGGACAACUUCCAGAAGUUAAUGCAGGUUCAGUGCAGUUUGAACGGGCAUCAUGAGAUCGUGCAGCCUGGAAGGGUGUUUCUGAAGGAGGGCACACUGAUGAAACUAUCCAGGAAAGUCAUGCAGCCCAGAAUGUUCUUCCUGUUUAAUGACAUCCUGCUGUACACCACUCCUGUACAGUCUGGCCAGUAUAAAGUAAACAGUAUCCUGUCUCUGGCUGGUAUGAAGGUAAGCAAGCCCAGUCAGGAGGCGUAUCAAAACGAACUGAACAUUGAGAGUGUGGAACGUUCCUUCAUCCUGUCCGCCAGCUCAGCCACAGAGAGAGAUGAGUGGUUAGAAGCCAUCGCCACAGCAAUAGACGACUACACAAGGAAGAAGAUCUCAUUUAUCUCCAGCCGAAGCCAAGAGUCGGAGGAAGUACCCGCUGAUGAUGCGCCACUGGGUUCUAAAGCGCCUAUCUGGAUCCCAGACCUCCGCACUACCAUGUGUAUGAUCUGUACCUGUGAGUUCACCCUCACCUGGAGACGCCACCACUGCCGGGCCUGCGGCAAGGUUGUUUGCCAGGCGUGUUCGUCAAAUAAGUAUUACCUGGAGUACCUGAAGAAUCAGCUAGCGCGAGUGUGUGAUCAGUGUUAUGUCAAACUACAGCAGAAAGAUAAAGGCAAGCAGUCCGAGGUGGCCGUUUCACCCAGCGGCCGCAGCUCAGCGUUCUCCUUCUCUAGAAAACAAAAGAAGAUUCCCUCGGCGCUGAAAGAGGUUUCUGCGAACACUGAGAAUUCCUCGAUGAGUGGCUAUCUCCAGAGAUCGAAGGGCUACAAGAAACCCUGGAAGCGUUUGUGGUUCGUCAUCAAGAACAAAGUCCUUUACACGUACGCUGCUAGUGAGGAUGUUGCAGCACUGGAGAGCCAGCCGUUGCUGGGCUUUUUCCUGAGGGAAGAGAAGUCUGGACCGGCAGAGAAGCUGCAGUUUAAACUCUAUCACAAGAACAUACUGUAUUAUAUCUUCAGAGCAGAUGAUAUCCCUACAGCUCAGAGGUGGAUCGAGGCGUUUCAGGAGGCCAUGAUUCUUUGACUACUGUGGAUCCUGAUAGUUUAUUAGAACUCCUUGUUUUUUUUUUCCCCCCGGCCUGCAGCAGUAAAGUGAGGAACAGUGUGUGAGCUCAGAAGACACCUACCGUAUGAAAGUAUUAAAACGUGUGGAACAAAGGACGCAUAAUGAGCAACCUAGCAAAGAAAGGAGGAGCGUGUCUUCCAGCUGUCCUCCUUUCAUCCUGUCCUCGACGGCAAAAUCUAACAGGCGUUUGAGAUCGUUGAGGUUGUGCACGAGUGACUGGAAACACCAGAAACCCAAGACCGUUAACUUUCUGUUACUGAGCUUAAAUUAGAUUCUCCGUUACGUUCAAAUCAGUGUGUGUCAAAUGAGUGAAAUGAUUCUGUAGGUCAAUGGAUGAAAUCAGAUUUUACAUUAAAGAUCCCAGCCAGAUUCUGAGUCUGUGUAACGCCUCGAAACCAGACAUUUUUCCCUUGUACAAAGCAACAAUCAUUAUGUUGAUUGACCGUGUGUUUUCGAAUCAUAGCUGAUCCAAAAGGCUAUAAAUGAAUGGAAAAUCAAUAAAAUCAGCCGAUUUUCACGGAAUCUGCCGAGACUGAACCGGAAGAUCCCGAAGCGGUGCGUGACGUCACACGUCACAAUCCGGGUAUCGAUUUCAUUCCCAUGCGCAGCAGUUUUUAGACCAGUCUCGAUAUGGAAUCACUUUCUGAUAGUGACUGGGAUUUUUAUAUGUCGGAUGAAGGGGCAGAUAAUUAUUAAAGAUAUUCCGGAGUGAAUGGUUAUCUUUUCAAGCCCCAAGACGAGAAACAGAUGCCAGUUCAUUCAGUUCACGACAGUCCCGCUCACCACCGAUAGCGCACCACCAGCCAGAGAGAAUUGGAAACACGGAUUGGUUUGUGGAUUUUUAUUCUAAAAUAUUGACACAUACCUCAAUAAAUGCAGAAAUAUAAUCUUUAAAACGUACACUUAUUCAGUGUAAUUACUGAAAGAAAAUAUGAAGUGGGUGAUAAUGGGGGAAUCGACGAACUGUCCAAAUGUCAUUUAUUAAAUAAAUGGGUUUCUUUUUGCUCCAGUAAUUCCCAUGUGGUCGUUCUGGUGGUGAUGAAUCAGAUAUUAUUAUUAGUCGGUGACACAAACCUCACCAACUGUCGCUUUAGAUUCGUGUCAUUUCGCAGAAAUUUGUGAACUGAACGUCCCUGUUGUAGAUGGAUUCGAACGUCCGAACACAACUCGGCGCUUUCACGUCGUUACUUUUGUAAGAUUCCAACAACUACUAUUCAGUUUCAGCGAGUAAACAAGCAUGGGGUCAGAUGAACGGAAAUGACCCAGAUAACCGGGUUCCACGCGUGACGUCAUGCGAGAUUAGCCCUGGGGCAAGCCUGCCUUCUUCCGGGAUCCGGAUGCUACGAUUUAUUAAUAGUUUUGUGCGUGAUAAUAAAAUAACAAAAAAUUAAUAUUAUUUCUCCCCUGCUUUAUUAAUUCAUUUUGGUCGUUACUGAUGAUAUAUUCAUUUUAAAGCAAUACAAAAAGGCAUUACGUACACUUUAUUUUAAACACGGCUCUGCACAUAUCAAGAACAUCCAGUGUGAAGUUCUGGGAAUGUCAACAAGGCUGUAAGUGUGAAAAGUGUGUCAGGAAAGUUUUUUUUUUUUUAAGGUCACGUUUGAUCAGAGGUCAAAUGUGGAUGUGCACAAGCAAGUGUGAAUAUUCAGUGCCUUUAGUUGUGUGUCGAAGAACAAAAAUGUCUGAAAUGGUGCAUCAUGGGAGAUGUAGAAUACCACUGUAAAAGCCAGUAGUGUUUAUUUUUUAUGAUUAUAAUUAUUUUUAGAAGCCUUAAACAGAAAGAAGCCACAUUUUGUAUUUUAUGUGUAGCCUUUUUAAACAACUUUUUAUCUUUGUUUUGUAUAGGACUGACCGUAACAAAUUAAAAUACGAUACUGGGAAUAACUGGAUGUAUGUGUAAAUAUACUGUAUAUGGUAAUAUAAUGCAGGUCUAUUUAUAACAAUUUAAAAUUGUUAGGCUCCUCCAGUGAAUUGAUUGAUUGAUUGAUUGAUUGAUUUUGUAAUUUAACAACGUGGCAGAUUUUCAGCGAGCUCAGAGCUGCGUAAAAACCAAGCCGGGUGUUUUAAGAUGUCAGUAGCGCAGAAAACUCCGAGAAAGCAUCGUGUACCUGGUGCCAUUUUGUCAUUACAGUGAAAUCAUGUCAGUAGAUUAAUUCUUACUGUUCUACACUAUUACCCCAAUGUAGCUGGAAAAGAGUUAUGUGAAUAAAAUCCGGAUGAUUUUUGUGACCUUAUGUACGACGAUGUUCUUUCUGGUGUUGUGAUGUUGCAGUGGAAAGAAAUUUGACAGGAGAAAAAAAAUGGACAAGUUUGGGCUACUGCACAGUGAACGUCUAUGAUUAAACCAGCUGUUUGUCACUCAUCCCUGAGUUAACUAACUAGUCAGGGUUGAUUUUUUUUUCUUUCUUUCUGUCUGUCUGUCUUUCUUUUUUCCCUCAGAAGUGACUUUUGGUUUUGUUGUAACACUCCAGCAACCAUUUGAAAACUCUCCAGGGAAGUACUGCACUCAGGAUGUCAGAUUGUAGAUGUAAAUUGUAGACCAGAGAUAAUAAAUCAUUUUAA
Messenger RNA from Neoarius graeffei (lesser salmon catfish), 6542 nucleotides. RefSeq names its product FYVE, RhoGEF and PH domain containing 6 (gene fgd6). Gene Ontology annotation, molecular function: metal ion binding; guanyl-nucleotide exchange factor activity. The coding region runs from base 252 to 3938 and encodes 1228 amino acids. Gene Ontology annotation, cellular component: cytoplasm. The transcript is spliced from 21 exons. The record is from RefSeq and is a predicted model, not a curated record. NCBI's taxonomy places the organism in Eukaryota, Metazoa, Chordata, Actinopteri, Siluriformes, Ariidae.